Lepus europaeus (European hare) is the source of this 4981-nucleotide messenger RNA. It is a transcript of the gene NR1D2, whose product is annotated as nuclear receptor subfamily 1 group D member 2. Gene Ontology annotation, molecular function: nuclear receptor activity; zinc ion binding; RNA polymerase II cis-regulatory region sequence-specific DNA binding. The transcript is spliced from 8 exons. The coding region runs from base 84 to 1817 and encodes 577 amino acids. NCBI's taxonomy places the organism in Eukaryota, Metazoa, Chordata, Mammalia, Lagomorpha, Leporidae. The record is from RefSeq and is a predicted model, not a curated record. Gene Ontology annotation, biological process: positive regulation of transcription by RNA polymerase II; negative regulation of transcription by RNA polymerase II; hormone-mediated signaling pathway.
GAGGGGGCUCCGCGACCACCGCCGCCUCGGGCCCCGGGCGGCGCGGCGCUGAGGCGGCGGCGCGGCCCCUCCCGGAGGGCACCAUGGAGGUGAAUGCGGGAGGUGUGAUUGCCUAUAUCAGUUCUUCCAGCUCAGCCUCUAGCCCUGCCUCCUGCCACAGUGAGGGCUCUGAGAACAGUUUCCAGUCCUCCUCUUCUGUUCCGUCAUCUCCAAACAGCUCCAACUCGGAUACGAAUGGUAAUCCCAAGCACGGAGAGCUCCCCAAUAUUGAAGGCAUCCUGAAGAAUGAUCGGGUAGAUUGCUCCAUGAAAGCAAGCAAGUCGAGUGCACCAGGGAUAACAAAGAGUCACAGUGGCGUGACAAAGUUCAGUGGCAUGGUUCUGCUGUGUAAAGUCUGUGGGGAUGUGGCGUCAGGAUUCCACUAUGGAGUUCAUGCCUGUGAGGGAUGUAAGGGCUUCUUCCGGAGAAGUAUUCAGCAAAACAUCCAGUACAAGAAGUGCCUGAAGAAUGAAAACUGCUCUAUAAUGAGAAUGAACAGGAACAGGUGUCAGCAGUGUCGCUUCAAGAAGUGCCUGUCUGUGGGCAUGUCGAGAGAUGCUGUCAGGUUUGGCCGUAUUCCUAAGCGUGAGAAACAGAGGAUGCUGAUUGAAAUGCAAAGUGCGAUGAAGACCAUGAUGAACAGCCAGUUCAGUGGUCAGUUGCAGAAUGACACCUUAGUGGAACACCGUGAACAGACGGCCUUACCAGCCCAGGAACAGCUGCGACCCAAGCCCCAGCUGGAGCAAGAAAACCUGAAAAACUCUCCUCCUCCCCCUUCUGAUUUUGCAAAGGAAGAAGUGAUUGGCAUGGUGACCAGAGCCCACAAAGAUACCUUUAUGUAUAAUCAGGAGCAGCGAGAAAACUCCGCUGAGGGCAUGCAGCCCCAGAGAGAACAGAUUCCCAAGAACAUGGAGCAGUAUAAUUUAAAUCACGACCAUUGUGGCAAUGGGCUUAGCAGUCAUUUUCCCUGUAGUGAGAGCCAGCAGCAUCUCAAUGGACAGUACAAAGGGAGGAACCUCAUGCAUUACCCAAACGGGCAUGCCAUUUGUAUUGCAAAUGGACAUUGUAUGAACUUCUCCAAUGCUUAUACUCAAAGAGUAUGUGAUAGAGUUCCAAUAGAUGGAUUUUCUCAGAAUGAGAACAAGAAUAGUUACCUGUGCAACACUGGAGGGAGGAUGCAUCUGGUGUGUCCAAUGAGUAAGUCUCCGUAUGUGGAUCCACGUAAGUCAGGGCAUGAAGUCUGGGAAGAAUUUUCAAUGAGCUUCACGCCAGCAGUGAAGGAAGUGGUGGAAUUUGCCAAGCGCAUCCCUGGGUUCCGAGAUCUCUCUCAGCACGACCAGGUCAACCUUCUGAAGGCCGGAACUUUUGAGGUUUUAAUGGUACGAUUUGCGUCACUAUUUGAUGCAAAGGAGCGCACUGUCACCUUUUUAAGUGGAAAGAAAUACAGUGUGGAUGAUUUACACUCAAUGGGAGCAGGCGAUCUGCUGAACUCCAUGUUUGAAUUUAGUGAAAAGCUAAAUGCCCUGCAACUUAGCGAUGAAGAGAUGAGUUUGUUUACAGCAGUUGUCCUUGUAUCCGCAGAUCGGUCUGGAAUAGAAAACGUCAACUCUGUGGAGGCUUUGCAGGAAACCCUUAUCCGUGCACUAAGGACCUUAAUAAUGAAAAACCAUCCAAAUGAAGCCUCGAUUUUUACAAAACUACUUCUAAAGUUGCCAGAUCUUCGAUCUUUAAACAACAUGCACUCUGAGGAGCUCUUGGCCUUCAAAGUGCACCCUUAAGGCCUUCGUUUAUUGGAACAUGAACUGAUGCGAACUGUACAUUUGUGCUACAAUGCUUAUUUAUACGUGUACGCCGUAUGUGAAGAUGCAGAGGCCUUUCAGACGAUACAAGAUUGUAGGCUGUCUGUAAACACGCACUAGCUGUCUGGACUAAGAGCUCUUCAGCCACGAGUAGACAUUGACCGCAUCCGCCCGAUAGACCAAUCAGCUGUGUCGCACUUAAACUGGAGAAGUUACACUGAAUUAUAAUCACACUGAAUGUUAGACUUUCAUCUGCCAAAACCAAAAACCAUUUUGAUCUCCCUGUGGUAUAAAUGUAUAACGCACAAUCACAAGUAUAAGAGGACUUAGAGAUUCAUCCUUUGUAGAAGUUCUGUUUGAGUGGUGGGUAACUUGGUGUUCAUCCCAAGACCUUUUGGUCUGGUAAUUGGAGACUUUGGGAGUUAGGAGGUUUCCAUGGCUGUAUUUUGCUUUGCCACUGUUAAGGCAUGUGGCCCUGAGUGGGUUACUGGGUUGUGGAAAAUGAAAUUGAUAGGGUCCCCAAUGCCCCAGCUUACAUACUAAAACAUGUUUAUAAAGCAUAUGUACCUCUUGGGAGAUAGGCACUAUGUAAAUAAGGUGACAUUUUUGUUAUAAUUAUUCAUAAUAUUCUUUUCUAAUUUCUACGUACUUCUGGGAAAUCAUUUCACAGUUCACACAAGUCUAUUCAGGGUUCCUGCAUAUGUGUGGGUAUCCUACUGAUACACACAUAUUCAAAGUUUAUGAGUACAUCAAGUACAUAGUAUAUGUACAUAAUAUGUAUGUGAAUAUAGUUAUACAUAAAUAUAUAGUCUUCACAAUAUUUUAAACUGUGAAGAACUUUAUCAUAAAAUAAACUUAAAACAAGAGGUGUCAGAAGACCCAAAUUAGGUGCGUUUUACCUGUUGAUGAUGAUAUAACCAUUGCUUUAAAAUGUUUAGACAGUAGAUACUGAAUUUAUGCUGUUUUUGUUUACUUAAGCAACAGUUAAUAUAAAAGUGCAACAGGCAAUUGAGUCCAGAUUUCAAAACUGUAUCUCAGAGUUCAUCAUUGGUGAAGUCUUUGGUCAAGGUACUAGUCAUUUAAAAGUUCAUUCAGAUUCUUACCUUGUACUAAAAAAGGUUGCAUUGCUGCCCCUUAUACACAUGCUGCAGCUUGAUGAUAAAGAAUUUCGAUUCUUUCUGGAGAACUAAUUAAUGUUUAAGGAAACCAUGUUUAUUAUACUGGGGUGUGUGUGCGCGGGUGUGUGUGCAUGUGUUCUGAGUCCAUUUGUUGUGUGUUUCUUUCUAAGUAAUACUACAGGGAUUUUAUCAAAUGGGAUUUCCUGUGUAAUUUGAAAAAUCAUUUAGUGUGUGACCUACAGGCUUAGAAAUGGUGUAGUCAAAGACAUUUCAUCCCCAUGGCUUGUAGUGGGCUUUGUUAAAUAGCUCAGCUCAGUCUCUGUUUAUGGCAGUAGGAGAAAUAGCCAAAAUUGAGGAUUUUAUGUAUGUUUUUCUGUUCCCCUGGCAAGUAACAAUUCACUGGUUUAUUUUGGAUAAAGAUUGCCUUCUAUAUAAUGCUUAGAUUAUAUAAAUGGUAAAAAUAAGAGCCCACUUCCCUAGGCCUGUGACUGUCAUGCGAGCAGAAUGCCUUAUUUUGUAAUCUUGUUUAACUUGUUGCUACUGGGACUUGAAUUUCUGUGGCACUAGUUAAGUAAGUUCAAAAGUUAAAUCCUCUCAUUAUUAAAGAGGAGAGGCGAUGGUGAUGUCUGUAAUACAAUAAAAACCAUAAUUGUGAUUUACCUUAAGUAGGUAUGACUUUUAUGGGAUAUACAGUAUAGUUUUUUGUGAAUCCUUUACAUGAUAGCAUUAUCUUUUUAUAAUUUUUUUCCUAAGAUAAACAAAGGCAUAGUUUUCUUCUAUAGGGGAUAGAAACAGCUUUUUGAAGUAAUCUGAAAAACCUCAAUGAUCAUCUUGGUUCUUAAUUUUUGCCUUUUGCGUAAGCCUCUUUAUAACAUGUAUCUUUAAAGCAGUUAAGUCUUUAGGAACGUGUAACCAGAACUAUGUUAGAAUUGCUUAUAAAACUUUAGUUAGGUUCAAUAUAAAAUACAUGUAUACAUCUAUAAAUAGAUAUAUAGAUUCACAUUUUGUCUUGUAAAAUUUUAUUUGAAUAAAUUCUUCCUUUAGGUAAUGGGAAAUAAAAUUAAUGGUUCCUAUGCCACUUGUAGCAUUUCUGUAUUUGAAAAUAGCCCACUAUGAAACUUCAAAUUCUGAAAUUAAACCAGCAGCCUGUUACAAGCACAUUCUUUGACUGAGUCAUUGGUUAUAAACUUCCUGAUGCAGAGCAGACAGCCAGCGUAGGGAACUGUUGAUUAUUAAUAACGCACUGUAUGAACUAAGUGAUGCUUUGUCUCUGAUUUCACAUUCAAAGUUCAAAUAUGGGCAUUAUGUCAGCACACUUAAGGGCAUUAUGUCAGCGAGCUAAAACAUUUUUUUCCUGUGCUUUCAGUGUAUCUGUACAUGAUCUGAGAGAAGAUUUAAGCUUUUUAGAGAGAAAUAGCUGAGGGGAAGGGAAAACACCAUGAGAUGGAGCUUGUCCUGAUGGUGAUGGUUUCAUUGCACAUUAAAAAACGAGAAGCAAACGUCAAUGGAUAACAUGUAUAGCUUUCAUAUCUACACUUCAAGGAAUUAUCAUUGUAACUUGAUAAGAGAUGAUUUGUUUUAUAUAAACACCAUUGCAAAGCAAAGUGUAGAAGCUCAGCUAGACUUACGUUGUGCACGAGAGUAAAUACCUAUCUGAAUUAUUAUUUUUUUUUCCAAUAUAAAGUUUGCUGAAUGUACCAGAAGAGUUUAUCACUUAGGAUAUAGAAUUUUUUUAGGGGUUGGGGGGAGGGCUCUGUCUGGAAAAUUGUUACCUAUAAAGAUUGUCUUGAUUUGAUCCAAAACAUAAAACUUGAAUCUAUUCUUGAAUUAAAAUGGAAGAAUAAAAUGGCUAUUGUUUUAAAAAAUGAUAGAAAUAUAUUGUUGAUAGGAUGUGAGUUAAGCUUAUUUUCUACAGACUGUAACUGGUGAGGACAUGGAUAAUAUCUUCUUGUUUCUGAGAAGUGAUCUGUACAUGGGGGGGGGCGAGAAUAAUAAAUAUUAUUUCUAACCAAAUGUGGUGUUUGG